AUUCUCCCAAUCUUUCUCUCAACACAAGAAAUCUCUGGAAAAAUGACACCAUUUAACGCACGGCCGUCGUCUUUCCGGUUGGCGCUUCUCGUUUUCUCGAUUCUCAGCGUCGGACUGCACGCGGUCGACCCUCCCCUGACGGUGGAUUACUAUGCGUCGACGUGCCCGACCGCGGUCGAGAUUGUGAGGAAGGAGAUGGAAUGUGCUGUGAUGUCUAAUCUGCGCAAUGCGGCCUUGAUACUUAGGCUGCAUUUCCAUGACUGUUUUGUUCAGGGUUGCGAUGGAUCAGUUCUGCUGGAUGAUGUAUUCGGCCUACAAGGAGAAAAGACAGCUUCCAUCAACUUCCAUGCCUUGAAAGGUUUCAAAAUCAUCGAUGGAAUCAAGAACAAGAUAGAGUCGGAGUGCCCUGGCACAGUCUCUUGUGCUGAUAUCCUCACUCUUGCUGCAAGAGACGCGGUUGUUCUGGUUGGUGGACCAUUUUGGGAAGUUCCUCUGGGGAGAAAUGACUCAAAAACUGCAGGCUAUGCUCUUGUAGGUGCAAAUCUACCCGGUUCGGAUGACGGACUCCUCUCUAUCAUCUCCAAGUUUCUUUUCCAAGGCCUCUCUGUCACUGAUAUGGUAGCCCUUUCUGGGGCUCAUACGAUCGGCAUGGCCCGCUGCGUAAAUUACCGGGCAAGAAUUUACGGGGAUUUCGAAACAACUUCACAGCUAGAUCCAUCUGCCGAGACCUACGUGAGCAACCUGAGAUCGACUUGCCCUGCUGCGGGUGGAGGAGAGGACAAUGAAUCUCCUAUGGACUAUGUUACCCCUAACCUUUUCGACAAUACAUUCUACCAUAUACUGUUGAAAGGAGAGGGACUUUUGGACUCUGACCAGGAGCUCUAUUCUAGCGCGUUUGGUGUUGAGACGAAGAAGCUUGUGCAGCUGUACGCCGAGAACCCGGUCGCGUUUUUCGAGCAGUUUUCGAAGUCCAUGGUGAAAAUGGGGAAUAUUACAAAUCCAGACACUUAUGUGGAUGGGGAAGUGAGGAAGAAUUGUAGGUUUGUGAACACAUAGAGGGUGGAAUUUGUUGGUGUCUAAGUAUUUGCUUGAAAUGUCAAGAAGUGAGAGCAAGUAACACAAAAUUUUAUACUGUCAUAGAGAUGUUUGAAAUUGUAAGUGUCCUUUUGGAUCCAUUUUUAUGGUGUUAGAAACGUGUAAACCUUACUUUCAAUGUGCAAGGUUCGAUUCUUAAAAAUA
Molecule: messenger RNA, 1239 nt
Organism: Rhododendron vialii
Lineage: Eukaryota; Viridiplantae; Streptophyta; Magnoliopsida; Ericales; Ericaceae
Product: peroxidase 11
Exons: 4
Coding region: 43-1056 (337 amino acids)
Biological process (GO): hydrogen peroxide catabolic process; response to oxidative stress
Molecular function (GO): peroxidase activity; heme binding
Source: RefSeq, a predicted model, not a curated record